AUGGUCUUUCCGUUCAUGCCGUAUGAUCUCAACCAACUUCUUCAGCGCCAGCAGUUGUCACAGUCUCAAGGCAAGGCGUGCCUUAGAGAUCUUUUUACAGCACUAGAACAUGUGCACUCGCAGGGCAUCAUUCACCGAGAUGUCAAGCCUUCGAAUAUUCUUCUGAACUCGUCCUCAGGUCCUGCAUACCUGGCGGACUUUGGCAUCGCGUGGUCAGGCGAUGACCCCGACUCAGAGCCCGCAGACCAAAAGAUCACGGACGUAGGCACGACAUGUUACAGGCCACCUGAGUUGCUGUUCGGCAACACAAGAUAUGGCACUGCCUUAGACCUUUGGGCCGCCGGAUGCGUCGCUGCUGAGGUGACAGGUCUGGGCAAACGCACGCUAUUUGAUGCUGGCGACCUCGGAAGCGAACUGGCGCUCGUCCAGAGCAUCUUCAAGAGCUUGGGUACUCCCAAUCUUGAAGUGUGGCCGGAAGCAGCGCGGUUUCCGGACUGGGGCAAGAUGCAGUUCUACGAGUAUCCUCCCAAGCCGUGGUCAGAACUUCUUCCGAACGCCUCUGAGAGUGCGAGGGACCUGGUGAGCAAGCUCGUGCAGUACGAGAGCGGUAGACGCAUGUCUGCAGCAGAGGCCCUUGCCCAUCCUUAUCUCCUUGACUGCGAGGAAAAACAGCGAUGA
Messenger RNA from Coniosporium apollinis CBS 100218, 678 nucleotides. RefSeq names its product CMGC/CDK protein kinase. The record is from RefSeq and is a predicted model, not a curated record. The transcript has 3 exons. Gene Ontology annotation, biological process: protein phosphorylation. Gene Ontology annotation, cellular component: nucleus; cytoplasm. Gene Ontology annotation, molecular function: ATP binding; cyclin-dependent protein serine/threonine kinase activity. Bases 1 to 678 code for a protein of 225 amino acids. Lineage: Eukaryota; Fungi; Ascomycota; Dothideomycetes.